Messenger RNA from Motacilla alba alba, 4929 nucleotides. RefSeq lists its product as uncharacterized. The record is from RefSeq and is a predicted model, not a curated record. The coding region runs from base 3733 to 4347 and encodes 204 amino acids. The transcript is spliced from 6 exons. Lineage: Eukaryota; Metazoa; Chordata; Aves; Passeriformes; Motacillidae.
GCCUUGGUGUGCCUUGGGGCUGCCUUUUGGGCAGAGGGGAACCUGGGACACUGGUUUUACUAAAAACUUUUCCAGUGGAAUAAAUGCAGUUGUAGGAUGUAUGUAUGCCAAAAUAAUCAGUGUAAGUAACUAGAAAGCCUUCAGUGGGUUUUCUGUAUGUGGCAUCCCCGCUAAAACUGCAGAAUUGUUUUUGAUUUAAAGAACAUUUUCUUACCUGUUGCCAUCAAGAUUUCAGUUGCCCUUCACUCUCUCUUGAGCACACCACUGUGGCUGGCUGGACUGGUGUGCAGUGACUGGGCAGAGGAGCAUGUGGGAUUGCUGGCUUAGUCCAUGUCUCUGUGUUCCUGGGGACAGCAUGAGCAGCCUCUGCUGUCCUCCCUGCUCUACACUGUGCCCACAUUGCAGGAUGGGAUGGUGCCCAUCGUAUCUCUUCAAAAGGCUGCUCCUUUGAGUGCAAAGUCCUCAAUGUCCUCACUUGGCUUUAAGCUCCACGUGUGGUACCAGCAUGUUGGGGAUGGUGAAAGCUGUUUGCCUCUGGUUUGAAUGCAAGGCAUGGGCUGGCUUGACUGCAUGCAAAAGCUGCACUACUGGAUAUUUUCAGCAGCUUCCCCUGGGUGCAUGGCACUAUUUAAAGUGAAAGUACUUUGAUUUGGAAGAGGCAAGGAUGAAGGUGAAGGCUAAUAAUGGAAGUUUAUGAAUGCAGCUGACAUCUUAGCACCCUGUGUCUUUCCCCCCCUCUUUUAAUGCUCUGUUGUUUUUCCCCCUGUGGGCAAAGUGCUGCUGAGAGUGACUGGGGUAGCUGAGUUUGGUCCAUUUAUGUGCCUAUGGAUAUAGAGGGGGCUGUUAUUUAACACUGAAAUAUGUGAAAUGAUCCAUGAAACCUCCAGGGUGAACUAUGCUAAGGGGCAGACUUUUAUAAUCUGUGGAUUAUACUCUACAAUAUAUAUAUACAUUAUAGAGUAUAUAUUUAUAGGUCAUGAGUAAUAUGGAAACCCCUCUUAUAGUUAAUAGCUUCUAGUAGAGACCCAUCCACAUAACAUUCCCAUGUGGGUGGGUGGCUGUUGGCACUAGUAGAGGGAUGAAUGACUUUUGUUUUGAUCUGGGCUUCUCAGCUAGGCCCCAGCUCCUCGUCAGCUGCAGGAUGUGGGCAGCAAUAAGGGCAGUCAGCCUAGAUUAUAAGAAAAGUCUGAUAGAAACAAGAAAUUUUCUCCUCCUCUGUUAUCUGCCUGGGCUCUCCAUGUAGGUGGCUUGGUUGGAUGUGAACCCUUCAGACAGCAAAACCUGUGUGAGGUGAAUGUGACUCACACUGAACAUCUCUUAAAGCCCGUGGCAGGUGAGGAGAAGGGGAGAUCCUGAGUCCUUUUCCACGGCCUUGAAAUGGGACCAUCCCUCCUCCUCUGCCGCUGAAGCUUCUCUGUCCCUCCUGCCUCUGCUUUGCCAAGUGAAAGUCCAUCUGGGAGGUGUCCAACAAUGUACACACACUGCCAGCUGGUUUACACUGAAACCUGGUGUAUUUCACAGAUCAGCUGAGCUUCCCCAAUGUAGCUCACUCACUGCCCUUCAGACCCCUAGGGCCUUCCUGUCUCGCAAGAACAAGGGGAGCUCCUCUGCCCCAAAAUCUUCAUCAAAAAGCACUUGCUCAGAGGUAAUGGAAGGCAAAACAGAGUGAGUUCCACAGCUGAACUCAUAUUCACAGAAUUAUUUCAAGCAGUCUGUACAUUCCUUCUACUUAUAAUUUAUUAUUAACAGUCUGAGAGGAAGAAAAAUAAUUCAUUAAACAAUCAGUAAGGCAUUCAUAAGACAUUAUUGAGAUCAGGUCUCAGGGAAACACAUGAGCCUUCACAAAUAUUAAGUUUUAUCUACUCUGUUAAGUCAUUUUACAUAGAAAAGUGAAACUUAAUCCAGCUGCUCUGUCUCUGUAGCUACUGCUCAAGGGGAAACAAAUUCAGAUCCACCAUAAUCUGACUAAUAGGUUCAAUAUCAGCUCCCUCUUAUCAGAGGCAAAGAAGCAGUUUCAUCUCAGUUUCUGCAGUCUGCCCCAUGCUUAUCUAUUCCCUGGUGGCCAGAUAUCAGAGCGGACCAGUGAGAGGAAUCUCCUUCUGGGGGCUGGAAAUUAAAAUGCCUUGCUGUGAGACCUUCUCCCUUGCCGCAGGCAGUUAGCAGGUGCUUUCUUUUCCAGAUGGGAGUGGCUCGUACUUGAGAGAAAAAGUUUCAGAAAGUGCAAUUUCUCCAAUAGCUCAAAUCUGUCUUCUUGGUUUGGCCAGCAUGGAAGCAGUAAGGCACUGCUCGGUAAUACAGCCACUCAGGAGCCCCUGCUUUCCCUCCACUAAGGGACAUCUGGUACACUUGCCUCUAACCAAUGAUGGAUGAUUUGGUUUUGUUGAGAAGCUGAAGCUCACCCACCUCCUCAGUUCUCAUCCCCAUACGUUGCUUUCCGAGCCUCUGUCAUUUGCUGUGCUGUGCAGUGCUGUGAUGAUCUUGUAUGGGAAAUGAUUUAAAAAACAUCAUAAAGACAUUUCUGGGAGCAGUGGAGUCUUCAAAGGAAAAUUCUUGGGAAGCUGGAAAUAUGGUGGGAGGGAAAAUAUAAUCUUUCUCUCAUUUCAGAUGAACUUCUGCCUUCCUUGAAAUUCCUGUGAAUUUCAAAGCCUUUGAUAGUCAUGAAACAUCAGAGGAACCUUUAUGUUAAGCAAAACGUGUGUGAAAGCAGUGCUGCUUCUGAUCCCGCCAGGAGCUGCUGCACACCCCGUUCCUCUUCCUUAUGUUUGUCUUCCCCCAGCUGAUGCAGUCAAUUUGCAUUUGUCUGGGGGGUCGUGGCUGUGCCCUUACUCUGCUCUGUUGGAUGACACCAGAGCAAAACCCAUUACAGGACUUGCCUGCAUGGCCAGUGGCCACCCCAGCUACUCCCCUGUGGGCCAGCCUCGAUGAUCCACAGGGAUGGCUGCACUCUGAGCCCUGGGAUGCCCUGCCUGCAGCAGAGUGCUCGACUCAGUUUGGUUUUGUCCCAGCCUCCCUUUACAGGAUCAUGCAGUGAGGCCAUGGCACAGGGAUUUCCUGGAAGAGCUCUGAUGGCACCAGGCACAGGUGGCAGAUUUAUAGGCAGGCACAAAUCACUGUGAAUGCAGGUCACUGAAAAGGACAGCACAGCCACCCGAGCUGGGAAAGCCUAUCCUUGGAACAGGUACAGCCUGAGCACAGCCAGUGGGGUUGGUUGGGGUAUUUCUUCCAUGUAGCAUAUCCAGCCUCAGGAGACUAUGCAGGGGAUGCCAUAGAAAUUACAAGAGCUGCAGAGCUGGAAUAUGAUCCCCACAAGCCACUCCUGAAGAGGAGCACAGAUGUCUGUGAGUAGGUACAGGCCUCCCACUUCCCACACCUCACUUCCCAGCUGCUUCCUCAUGGGUGCUUUAUCAUGCACUCCUUCCUGAAAUGAGGCUGCCAGAGAACAGCAUCUGGUCAAGCAAAGGAGGAGAGAGAAGACCACAGAGCAGAAUUCCCAAAGGUAAAGGGACUUAUCUUUUUCUAUCUGAGUGAUGGUUAUCCUGUGGAGACUGAUGCAUUCUUGUCUUCUUCACUCAGUGGGAGGGAACAGGCUGCCAGGGCUGCUGGGCAGUGGCAUGUCCAGGCUGGUCCCAUGGGGCAGCCCCUGCUCCAGCUGGCUGUGAUGUGCCCCUGCCUCAUGCUUCCCUUCCCUAGGUGCCAGCCAAGUGAAGAAGCUGCAGCCUAAAGGGGCAGGACAUGGCAUGGGCACUCCCAGGGAAAAAGUCCAGGGAAGCUGAGUUGGGAGAAGACAGUGAGAGCACUGAGGAGCCUUCCUGCCGCACAAGCAGGCUGCAGAUGAGCUCUCACCAGACUAGGUUUCACGCCACCUGCAUGAGGCCCUUCUGCUCCCAGCUGAGCUGGACAACACGAGAGACAACUCCCCGGGCCUUUGCAACCUGUGCUUUUCAUUCUGGCAAGGGAACAAAGUCAACGGACAGGUCCUUAGCUGACCUGCUGGAGUUUCCUAGUAGUCUGUUGAUGGUGCUAGCCAAGAACAUUCUGCUGUCUCCAGUAACCACAAGGAGAUUAGCAACAAGAUGGAGCCAAGUUCCUCACAGUAUUUCAUACUGGGAGCAGAAGGAUUUUCCUUAUCCAGGGGAAGAAAGAAGUGUUUUCAGAGAACAAGACUUUGCACCAGGUUCUCUGCCAGGAAUCAUGGGGGUUUUGGAUGACCUGGAGAGGCCACAUCACAUCGUGUGGACGGACACCUGUCAAUCAAGAUUUAGAAAACUGGAAAGAUCUGGGUGGAUGCCCCUUCCUGUACAGCGUCAGAAAUCUGGAGGAUGGUUACGGCUUGCAGCUGUUCCUUGACCAAUCCCAACAAUCAAUCCAGCUCUUUGAUUUGGGGCAUACUCUGUUAUAGUGUCGGUCUAUCAUUAUAUUAGAAUGUAUUUAAUUAUUAUUUCUCUCUUCUUGAGCCUCAAAUGUGCUUUUAAAUAAAUUGCAUUCACUUUUAAAAACUCUGUUUCAAGUGUAAAAAGUCUCCAGGAAAAGCAGAGGGGAUAAGAACAAAGAGGAAACUCUGAGGAUGCUUAGAAUUAGCCAAGACUCCAGUCCCAGACAGAAGUCUUUCAUCACUACAAAAUUUUCAUGUAAAUUGUAGAGCUAAAGACUAAAUUAUCCUUGAUCCAGAUUUGAUUUUUUGAACAAUGUGUUUCAGAAUCAUCCCAGUAAAGAGUGAAUGUGGAUGAAUUUGAAAGAAAGUGGACUUUAACUGCUUAACCCCAGACUUGCUAUCCAAAUCUCCUUGGUUGCCCACACUCCAUCAGUGUCAUGACUUUUGCUUUCCUUUAUGUAAGCUCUACAAAUGCCCAGUAUCCCUGACUGCACACAAAACCUCUUUCUGAGCAUCUACAGUCUAAUGAUAUUCUGAAAACUAUGUGAAGAAACACU